Drosophila albomicans is the source of this 2550-nucleotide messenger RNA. RefSeq names its product transducin beta-like protein 3. Lineage: Eukaryota; Metazoa; Arthropoda; Insecta; Diptera; Drosophilidae. Gene Ontology annotation, biological process: endonucleolytic cleavage to generate mature 5'-end of SSU-rRNA from (SSU-rRNA, 5.8S rRNA, LSU-rRNA); endonucleolytic cleavage in 5'-ETS of tricistronic rRNA transcript (SSU-rRNA, 5.8S rRNA, LSU-rRNA). Bases 89 to 2473 code for a protein of 794 amino acids. Gene Ontology annotation, cellular component: small-subunit processome; nucleolus; 90S preribosome. The transcript is spliced from 2 exons. The record is from RefSeq and is a predicted model, not a curated record. Gene Ontology annotation, molecular function: U3 snoRNA binding; protein binding.
UUUUUUUUACAUUGAAACUGCGGUCACACUGGUCAGUUGAAAUUAUCAUGCACGCGGUAUUUAUAUUGUAAACAAAACGCAAUUAAAUAUGCUGGCAAAGGUAGCUGAAAAGAGUUAUGCGGCUGAGGCUCGUUAUACGAACUUUUAUGCUGGAAACGACAUAGCGUGGAGCAACGAUGGUCAAUAUCUUUACUGUUUAAACGGCGAUGUUGUCAAUCGCGUAGACGUCGCAACAUCGCAAAUUGUAAACAGUUAUGGAGCAGGCACGGACACGGAGGGAAAUAAGAAACAUGCCAGGAUCGAAGACGUUGAGGUUGAGGAGGACAACAUUUACUGCUUUGCCUUAUCACUCGAGCACUUGGUUACCGCACAUGGAAGUGGAUUGCUUCGAUUGUGGGAAUUAAACACUGGGAAGUUAAUCAAGCUAUGGAAGGCUCAACACAAAGGUCCUGUGGUCCAGAUUGAGUUCAGUUCAUGCGGCAAGCUCAUCUGCAGCAGUGGCGGUGCUGACGCAACUCUUCGUUUAUGGGACUUUGCUACUAAUCGUUGUUUAUGUGCGCUCAAAGAUUUUCCCGGUCCAGCGCUUUUAUUGCGUUUCCAUCCAAACGCCUUGAAGCGCGAAAUUUAUGCGGUUGGGUCGGAUAAUACCAUAUACUGUUGGGACUACGACACCAAGUCACUGCUCUAUAAAAUGCGCGGACAUAUUUCCCAAGUAACUGGAUUGAGUUUCAAAAAUGCUGCUGCGGAUUGCAACCAACUGGUCUCAGUGAGUCGCGACAAGGUACUAAUCGUUUGGCAGUUGGAGAAGCAAUCAUCCAGCUGGCAUCAACUGAAAGUUAUACCACUCUACGAGGAGCUAGAGGGCGUUCAGCAUUUGGCCGAUGGGGCACAAUUACUUGCUGCAUGUCGGAAUGGCAAACUGCUGCAAAUUGAUGCGCAAACGUGGAAGAUACGUGAUCUGCAGAUCAAGACCGACUUUGAGAUUAGUCGACUACUUUAUUGUGCUGUCAAACAACAGUUGUCGCUUGUCACCACCGAGCAAAACAUAUUGAUCUAUGAUGCAAGAGCCGAUGCGAAGAGUGUUGAAGUGGAGCUCGUUAAGCAGCUGGUGGGUAACAAUGAUGAGAUAUUGGACAUGUGCUUCUUGGGUGACAAUGAUCGCUACUUGGCCGUCGCCACCAACAGCAAGCAUUUUAAGCUUUAUGACACCGAACAGCAGAUGAACUGUAAAUUGAUCACAGGGCACACUGAUACGGUCAUGUCACUGGCGGCGUCGAACAAUCUGCUUAUUUCUGUGGGCAAGGACUGCAGCAUUCAUCUGUGGAAGCUAUCACACAAGACUGCAUGUCAUCUGCAGCCAUUGACGCAACAGAGCAACUGUCACACAUCGACUAUUGGGUCGGUGGCCUUUACACACCAUGGGGCCACAGCCUUCGCCUCAGCCUGUCAGGAUGGCAGCAUGAAAGUGUGGCAACUGUCACGGGAUAAGCGAGAGGAGAACUCAUACGCAUUUGCUCUUAAGUACGCCGCCCUGGCACAUGACAAAGAGGUGAAUUGCGUCACGUUUGCGUUGAAUAACAAAAUCUUGGCAACAGCAUCGCAGGAUAAGACGGCCAAGCUGUGGUCGGCGGACACAAACAGUUUGCUGGGAGUGUUGCGUGGCCACACGAGGGGUGUGUGGUGUGUACGCUUCUCGCCAGUUGAUCAAAUUGUCCUCACCUCGUCAUCAGAUUGCAGUCUGCGCAUUUGGUCGAUUGCCAACUUCAGUUGCCUGAAGCGCUUGGAGCAAGAGUGUACGAUACUGCGUUGCGAGUUCCUCGAUCAUGGGAAAUUCAUAUUGUCGGCUGCUUCGGAUGGCCUGCUAAAGCUGUGGAAUAUUAAGACGAACAUCUGUGUGCAGUCGCUCGAUGAGCACACGGAUCGCGUUUGGUCGUUGGCUGUCUCUACGGGUAGCAAUCGUUUCUUUUACACAGGCGGUGCUGACUCAAAGCUAAUACGUUUUGGCGAUGUCACCGAAACGGUACGAAAUGAAGCGCUUGACCAGCGACAGGAAUUGCUGCAGCAGGAGCAGACCCUACACUCGUUGCUGCAUGCACAGCAACAGCUGGAAAAGGCUUUCAUCCUAGCACUAACCUUAGACAAGCCGAAAGCCUCCUACGACAUUAUUUGCAACUUUGUGCGCAAGCGAGAUUCGUCAGCUGUACGUCAGCUUGUGGAUCAACUGAAUAUGGAUCAGCGACUGGCGCUGCUGAAGCAUGUGAAGGCUUGGGGCACUAACUCGCGCCACUCGCAGAUUGCCAAUCUGGUGCUGCAGCAUCUGCUGGGCGAUGCGUUGAUCAACAACACCGCCAAGCUCUACAAUAGCGGCAAUCUUGUCGAGGUGUUGACGCCUUAUGUGCAACGACACUUUAAGCGUGUGUCUGAGUUAAGCAAAGACCUCGCGUUCAUGGAGUUCAUAGUCAACUGCAUGUAACUUUCUGUUUUCUAAUCUGUUUAAGUAUAAACUAAAAUUUAGUAAACUAUUUACUCUGAGCAGAGUAUUGUAAAAUA